CGGGUGUGCUCGUUUUUCUGUCAUCAUGUGGGCGCGUGCUGUGGUGUGUGCGGCGCUUCUGUCCGCGCUCUGCCCGGGGGGAAGGACGGAAGCCGAGAGGGACGAGAGAGACGUUCAGGAUUAUAACUACGCCAACUCCAACAGACUGCUCGGUGCCCUGCAUGAAGUCCUGGAGAAGCUGCAGACAAAGAGGAUAAGUCCAUGGGAGAAGAAGUACGGACAGGUCCCCUCUUGCGACCUCGGCGAACACUGCGCCGUCAGGAAAGGAUCACGGAUCGGGAAAAUGUGCGACUGUCCACGAGGAGCUUUCUGCAACUUCUUCCUGCUGAAGUGCUUAUGAGCCAAUCAGCUUUCAGCGGGGUGUAUUUAAACGUGUAUAUUUUACAAAUAUGUGUAUAUAAUAAAUCUAUACUGGUGUGAAUCAGCAGAGCUAAUGAGUGUCUGUUAUAUUAAAGCUGAUUUAUCUCACUUUU
Messenger RNA from Cheilinus undulatus (humphead wrasse), 473 nucleotides. It is a transcript of the gene cart2, whose product is annotated as cocaine- and amphetamine-regulated transcript 2. Gene Ontology annotation, biological process: cellular response to starvation; positive regulation of MAPK cascade; negative regulation of appetite. Lineage: Eukaryota; Metazoa; Chordata; Actinopteri; Labriformes; Labridae. The coding region runs from base 26 to 340 and encodes 104 amino acids. The record is from RefSeq and is a predicted model, not a curated record. Gene Ontology annotation, molecular function: neuropeptide hormone activity. The transcript is spliced from 3 exons.